AUGACUUCAUCGUCAUGGUUUUCAGCAGAUUGCAGCGUGGAGCUGCGCACCAUGUCCGCGGAGCCAUCGGGCCUCCCCGUCUCCCCUGGGGCCAGCCGGACCCCGCCCGUGCCCCCCCAGGUGGACUCUGAGCCCCAGGUGUCACCCCCUUUGCAGAUGGAACCCUCACAGCAUGUGAAGACCAGCAUCAGGGAGGGAUCAGCCGCGUUCCCCGUGAGAGACAGCGCCCCCCACAGGCCGAAGGACAGUCCCGAGGAGAGGGGCCGGAGACACAGUGCGGACGGGGCGACCGCAGGCGAGGGAAGGGGGCACUUCCACCCGUACCAGCGGCAGUACAGCGACGGGAGCCCUCAGGACAGCACCCCAAUACACUCACUGUACCCCAAACCCAUCUACUCCUACAGCAUCCUCAUCUUCAUGGCGCUGCGGAGCAGCCGGACGGGCAGCCUCCCCGUCAGCGAGAUCUACGGCUUCAUGACCGAGCACUUCCCCUACUUCAAGACCGCCCCUGAUGGCUGGAAGAACUCGGUCCGCCACAACUUGUCUCUGAACAAGUGCUUUGAGAAGGUGGAGAACCGGAGCGGGGGCGGGGCCGGGGGCGGGGCCUCGCGGAAGGGCUGCCUCUGGGCGCUGAACCCCGCCCGCGUGGAGAAGAUGCAGGAGGAGCUGCACAAGUGGCGCCGCAAAGACCCGCUGACCGUGCGCAAGAGCAUGGCCCGGCCAGAGGAACUUGGUCGGCUGCUGGGGGAGAACACUGACGGCCUGAGACCUGUCCCCUCCCACUUCACCUGCCCCAGCCACCUCCAAGGCCCCGCCCACCUUGCCACCCCAGGGCAGACUCCGCCCCCACGAGGCAGGGCCAGCUUUGACCCGCCCCCCUCCUUCGGCCACUCCCAGCCGGGGGCCCCGGGUUACGCCUUUGGCCACUCCCACCAAAGCCAAGCCCCGCCCCCCUUCUCGUACCCCUCCUCUGGGAUUCCGCAGGAGGCAGGAGGCGCCCUGGAGUCGCCGCUGGCCGCUCAGACCCCGCUCUACAGCGCCGCCCUGCAGGCUCACCACUGCCGCCCCAGAACUAUGCAGGAGCUGCUGAUGGACGGGGAGCUCUGCAGCGACAUCGACACCCUCAACCCCACGCUCACCGACCUGCAGCUGCAGGGUAACCUGUGGGAGGAGUUAAGAAAUGACAGCCUAGCCCCUGAUUCGCUGCAGCUCGUGCCGACUUCAGCCAGCCCUGCCCCCCCCAACCACGCCGGGACCCUCUCCCCCUGCUGCCCAUGA
Molecule: messenger RNA, 1278 nt
Organism: Anguilla anguilla (European eel)
Lineage: Eukaryota; Metazoa; Chordata; Actinopteri; Anguilliformes; Anguillidae
Gene: foxn1
Product: forkhead box N1
Exons: 8
Coding region: 1-1278 (425 amino acids)
Biological process (GO): regulation of transcription by RNA polymerase II
Molecular function (GO): DNA-binding transcription factor activity, RNA polymerase II-specific; transcription cis-regulatory region binding
Source: RefSeq, a predicted model, not a curated record